AUUUCACUUGACACAGGUUGACGGUUAAAGCACAGAUUCUAUAUUCCUGGUUGGAAACACAUCGGGGUGAAAAAUGGGGGAUGCUCUCAUGGCAGAAUUUGGGAUCGCUUCUUCUUUUCUGAGAAAGUCGGAUAAGGAGCGGCUGGAGGCCCAGACUCGAAUAUUUGACAUGAAGAAGGAGUGCUUCGUUCCUGACCCUGAGGUUGAGUACGUCAAGGCUUCCAUCACCAGUCGUGAUGGUGACAAAGUCACUGCUCAGACUGAAUAUGGAAAGACUGUCACAGUGAAGGAGUGCGAUGUUCACCCUCAGAACCCGCCAAAGUUCGAUAAAAUUGAAGACAUGGCGAUGUUCACCUUCCUCCAUGAGCCCGCUGUGCUGUUCAACCUCAAAGAGCGUUACGCAGCAUGGAUGAUCUAUACCUACUCUGGGCUGUUCUGUGUGACUGUCAACCCCUACAAGUGGCUGCCAGUCUACAACAAAGAAGUAGUUAAUGCCUACAGAGGAAAGAAGAGGAGUGAAGCUCCUCCUCAUAUCUUCUCCAUCUCUGAUAAUGCCUACCAGUACAUGCUGUCAGACAGAGAAAACCAGUCAGUCCUUAUCACUGGAGAAUCUGGUGCUGGAAAGACUGUAAACACCAAACGUGUCAUUCAGUACUUUGCCAGCAUCGCAGCUGCACCAAGUGGGAAGAAAGAUCUAGCUGCUGAGAAGAAGGGUACCUUGGAGGAUCAAAUCAUCCAGGCUAAUCCAGCUCUGGAGGCCUUUGGUAAUGCCAAGACCAUCAGGAACGACAACUCCUCUAGAUUUGGUAAAUUCAUCAGAAUUCAUUUUGACAACAGAGGAAAGCUUGCCUCUGCCGACAUUGAGACUUACCUUCUGGAAAAGUCUCGUGUGACCUUCCAGCUCAAAGCUGAGAGGGACUACCAUAUUUUCUAUCAGAUCUUGUCACAGCAAAAACCUGAACUUCUGGAAAUGUUGCUCAUCACCAACAACCCCUAUGACUACGCCUUCAUCUCCCAAGGAGAGACAACAGUAGCAUCUAUCAGUGAUUCUGAAGAACUGAUGGCCACUGAUGACGCUUUUGAUGUGCUGGGCUUCACUCAAGAAGAGAAGAACAGUAUUUACAAGCUGACCGGUGCCAUUAUGCACUAUGGCAACAUGAAGUUCAAGCAAAAGCAGCGAGAGGAGCAGGCUGAGGCUGAUGGCACUGAGGUUGCUGACAAAGUCGCAUAUCUUAUGGGCCUGAACUCUGCCGACCUCAUCAAAGGUCUCUGCCAUCCGAGGGUUAAAGUAGGAAAUGAGUGGGUCACCAAGGGACAAAAUGUCGCCCAGCUGCGCUGUAACGGUGUGCUGGAAGGCAUCAGGAUCUGCAGAAAGGGUUUCCCCAACAGAAUCCUCUACGGAGAUUUCAAACAGAGAUAUCGUAUUUUGAACCCUAAUGCCAUUCCUGAGGGACAGUUCAUUGAUAACAAGAAGGCUGCAGAGAAACUGUUGGGUUCUCUUACUAUUGACCACAGCCAGUACAGACUGGGGCACACCAAGGUGUUCUUCAAAGCUGGACUGCUGGGUCAGCUGGAGGAGAUGCGCGAUGACCGACUAUCACUGAUCAUCACUGGUAUUCAGUCCCGCUCAAGAGGCCUUCUUGCAAGAAUUGAAUUCCAGAAGAUUGUUGAACGCAGGGAUGCGCUGCUCGUGAUCCAAUGGAACAUCCGUGCCUUCAUGGGGGUCAAGAAUUGGCCCUGGAUGAAGUUGUUCUUCAAAAUCAAGCCUCUGUUGAAGUCCGCAGAGAAUGAGAAGGAGAUGGCCAACAUGAAGGAAGAGUUCACCAAACUGAAAGAGGCUUAUGCAAAAUCUGAAGCCCGCAGGAAGGAACUUGAGGAAAAGAUGGUCUCUCUUCUCCAAGAGAAGAAUGACCUGCAGCUCCAAGUCCAGUCUGAGCAAGAUAAUCUGUGCGAUGCUGAAGAAAGAUGUGAGGGGCUGAUCAAAAACAAAAUCCAAAUGGAAGCAAAGGCCAAAGAGCUGACAGAGAGGCUGGAGGAUGAGGAAGAGAUGAAUGCUGAACUGACGGCCAAAAAGAGGAAGCUGGAGGACGAGUGCUCUGAGUUAAAGAAGGACAUCGAUGACUUAGAGUUAACUCUAGCAAAAGUGGAGAAAGAGAAGCAUGCCACCGAGAACAAGGUAAAGAACCUGGUUGAGGAAAUGGCCGCUCUGGAUGAGAUCAUUGCCAAGCUGACCAAGGAAAAGAAAGCCCUACAGGAGGCUCAUCAGCAAACACUGGAUGACCUGCAGAGUGAAGAGGACAAAGUCAACACUCUGACCAAGGCCAAGGCCAAGCUGGAGCAGCAAGUGGAUGAUCUUGAAGGGUCUCUUGAACAAGAGAAGAAAAUUCGAAUGGACCUUGAGAGAGCAAAGAGAAAGCUGGAGGGAGACUUGAAGCUGACUCUGGAGACUGUUAUGGAUCUAGAAAAUGACAAGCAGCAGUUGGAGGAACGACUGAAAAAGAAAGACUUUGAAAUCAUUCAGCUGAAUGGCAAAAUAGAAGAUGACCUGGCCAUAAUCCUUCAACUGCAGAAGAAGCUCAAAGAGCUGCAGGCUCGUGUUGAAGAGCUGGAGGAAGAGCUUGAGGCAGAGCGAGCUGCCCGAGCCAGGGUGGAGAAGCAGAGAGCAGACUUGGCCAGAGAGCUGGAGGAGAUCAGUGAGAGGCUGGAGGAGGCCGGUGGAGCAACAUCUGUCCAGAUUGAGAUGAACAAGAAGAGGGAGGCUGAGUUCCAGAAACUGCGCAGAGACCUUGAAGAGGCCACUCUGCAGCAUGAAGCCACCGCUGCCUCACUCAGGAAGAAACAAGCUGACAGUGUUGCUGACCUGGGAGAGCAGAUAGACAACCUGCAGAGAGUCAAGCAGAAACUGGAGAAGGAGAAGAGUGAGCUCAGACUGGAGCUGGAUGAUGUGGUGUCCAAUAUGGAACAUGUUGUGAAGGCUAAGAAUAAUUUGGAGAAAAUGUGCAGGUCCCUGGAAGACCAGAUGAAUGAAUACAGAACAAAGUCAGAAGAAGGACAGCGCACCAUCAAUGACUUCACCAUGCAGAAAACAAAGCUUCAAACUGAGAAUGGUGAACUUACAAGGCUGCUUGAGGAAAAAGAUUCACUGGUGUCUCAGCUCACCAGAGGAAAACAAUCCUACACUCAGCAAGUUGAAGACCUUAAAAGACAACUGGAGGAAGAAAUUAAGGCCAAGAAUGCAUUAGCCCACGCAGUGCAGUCCUCRCGUCACGACUGUGACCUGCUCAGAGAGCAGUAUGAGGAGGAGCAGGAGGCCAAGGCUGAACUGCAGCGRGGCAUGUCCAAGGCCAACUCUGAGGUGGCUCAGUGGAGAACUAAGUACGAAACUGAUGCCAUCCAGAGGACCGAGGAGCUGGAGGAGGCCAAAAAAAAGCUGGCUCAGCGUCUGCAGGAUGCUGAGGAGGCUGUUGAGGCAGUCAAUGCUAAAUGUUCCUCUCUGGAGAAGACCAAGCACAGACUGCAGAAUGAGAUUGAAGAUCUCAUGGUGGAUGUGGAGAGAUCUAAUGCUGCUGCUGCUGUUCUGGACAAGAAGCAAAGAAACUUUGACAAGGUCUUAGCAGAAUGGAAGCAGAAGUAUGAGGAGUCUCAAACAGAGCUGGAGAGCUCUCAGAAGGAAGCCAGGUCUCUGAGCACUGAGCUAUUCAAACUGAAGAACUCCUAUGAAGAAUCUCUUGAACAUUUGGAGACCAUGAAGAGAGAGAACAAGAAUCUGCAGGAGGAAAUAUCCGACCUCACUGAACAAAUUGGUGAGGGUGGAAAGAGUAUUCAUGAGCUUGAGAAGAUUCGCAAACAGUUGGAACAAGAGAAGGCAGAGAUACAAACAGCUCUGGAGGAAGCAGAGGCCACAUUGGAGCAUGAGGAGGGUAAGAUACUCAGAGCCCAGCUUGAGUUCAAUCAGGUGAAAGCUGAUAUUGAGCGCAAGCUGGGGGAGAAAGACGAAGAGUUGGAGCAGGCAAAGAGAAACCAACAGAGAAUUGUGGACACCCUGCAGAGCUCUCUUGAGGCAGAGACUCGCAGCAGGAAUGAGGCCAUGCGUCUGAAGAAGAAGAUGGAGGGAGACCUUAAUGAGAUGGAGAUCCAGCUCAGCCAGGCCAACAGGCAGGCAGCUGAGGCCCAGAAGCAACUCAAGGCUGUGCAUUCACAUCUUAAGGAUGCUCAGCUCCAGCUUGAUGACUCUCUGAGAAUCACUGAAGAUAUGAAGGAAAACAUUGCGAUUGUAGAGAGACGCAAUAACCUGCUUCAGGCUGAAGUGGAAGAGCUGAGAGCUGCUCUGGAGCAAAUCAAAGAACUAGAGAAUGAACUGGAGGCUGAACAAAGAAAGUCAAGUGAUUCUGUCAAGGGGAUACGAAAAUAUGAAAGACGAAUCAAAGACUUGACCUAUCAGACAGAAGAGGAUCGCAAGAAUCUUGCCCGUCUGCAAGAUCUGGUGGAUAAACUUCAGCUGAAGGUGAAAUCCUACAAGAGAGCUUCAGAAGAGGCUGAGGAACAGGCCAACAACCAUCUAACCAAGUUCCGCAAGAUUCAACAUGAGCUGGAUGAAGCUGAAGAGAGAGCUGACAUCGCUGAAUCUCAGGUCAACAAGCUGCGUGCUAAGAGCCGCGAUGUGGGGUCAAAGAAAGGACAUGAAGGGGAGUAAAGCUCAUGGACUGGAUUCUAGUAUCUGAGGCAUCUGGUGUCUCCCUAAGCAUGUUGAUUGUUCAGUAGAAUAAAUGAAUCUGCAUCUCAAA
Messenger RNA from Paralichthys olivaceus (Japanese flounder), 4784 nucleotides. Lineage: Eukaryota; Metazoa; Chordata; Actinopteri; Pleuronectiformes; Paralichthyidae. The record is from RefSeq and is a predicted model, not a curated record.